Molecule: messenger RNA, 1280 nt
Organism: Cadophora gregata
Lineage: Eukaryota; Fungi; Ascomycota; Leotiomycetes; Helotiales; Ploettnerulaceae
Exons: 2
Coding region: 274-1152 (292 amino acids)
Source: RefSeq, a predicted model, not a curated record
GGCCUUGGGCCUGCUGUACAGUAGGAGUUAUUGUCAAUGGUUUAUCUUGGAGGGGCUUCCACCUGGAGGGGAGGCGAGAGGUUUUUUCCUUUGGCUUUCUUUUUGGAACUUGACUUUGAUUUGAUCUGUCUUGGGAUUCUCCCUCUGUUCAUCUGAUUUCGUAUUGAUCUUUCUCAUUGAAGUCUUGUCUAAGGGCUCGUGAAGCACUCGUUCCAUCCUUCUCUUUCUUUCUCACUUCAACAGACAUCCCCUCCCCUCGUCGAAAAAAAAAACAUGCGAUCCUCCUCCUCCCUCUCACUCCUCACCAUCUCCCUCCUCAACUCUUUGUCUCUCCCCCUCACACAAGCAGCCACCCCUUCCUCAUCCUGCUACUACCCUAGCGGCAUCCUCGCCCCUCCCAACGACGUACCAUGCAACACCAACACCAACGACCACAGCGCGUGUUGUAGCCAGGGAGUGGCGUGUUUAAGUUCAGGGUUAUGUUUUGAUAAUGGGUUGGUGUCGAGGGGGUCAUGUACGGAUGAGAGUUUUGCGGAUGAGGCGUGUGCGAGGGUUUGUACGGAUUUCACACCCACAGGCGGCGCACCCAUCAUCCUCGCCUCGCCCGCACCAAAUGGAAAUGUUGCGAACAUGGGAUGGUGUUGUGGUUUCCCGCUCGAUAAUGGGACGUGUCCGCAGGGUGGAACGAUUAAGAUUGCGAUUGGGACGGUGUAUGCUACGGCUGGGGUGACGAGUUCAACUUCAUCAGUAGCUUCUUCUUCGGCCACUUCGUCUGCUGCUGCUUCAACGAGUUCAAGCUCAGCAGCGAUAGGGGUGAGCGGGAAUGCAACUCAAGAAGAGGGCCGGUGUGAAGAGAAUCACGAAGUUGCUAUUGGUGCUGGUGUAGGGAUUCCGCUGGGUAUUGCGGCGUUGGUUUGUUUGGGGAUGUGGUUGAGGGAGAGGAGAAUGAGGAGGGGUGAGAGGUUGAGAGCAAUGGCUGGGUAUGAUGGCUUGAAUAGACAGGGAAUUGGGAUCGUACCGGGAAGUUAUGGAGUGGUGAGUGAAAAUGGAAAUGGAAAUGGAAAUGGAACUGGGAUGAUGGGUGUGCGGGAGAGGGACAGGAAAAAUCCUAUGGAGAUUGGGGACGGGAGAAGGCCGGAGGAAUUGCCUUGAGAAAAGGAUUGUGAUGAGAAAAUGGGGGUGAACUUUGAAUGUUGACAUGGAUAAGUAUAUAAGAGUGAGUCGAGGUUUGUAGAAAGGUGUGGAAUGGAUAGCGAAGCCGUAUCUUCUUCUACGCACAA